AUGACCGGUUAUUUACCUGUUGGUUUUGAAUAUGGUGUUGAAAUAACUUAUCCGGAAAAUGAAGCAAUAUCAAGUAGUUUAUUGAAUGUCAGCGCACAGGUAUUCGGAUUAUGUGUAACACAAUUACAAGAAUAUUUAAUAUUUAAAAAAGAAAAAAUUCUUGAAUCUAAUAUCACGUUAUGUGGUGCAUUACUAGUUGGUGCAAUUAUAACAGUACUUAUUCGUUCUCCUCUACGACGACAAAAUGCUCAACAUAAUGUUCAUGUUUUAAUUGAUAAUAAUACCUCAACUGGGGUUGUUUCAACUACGGAUUCUACAGUUAAUGCGUGA
This is a messenger RNA of Rotaria sp. Silwood2, 330 nucleotides long. Lineage: Eukaryota; Metazoa; Rotifera; Eurotatoria; Philodinida; Philodinidae. The record is from the annotation of a GenBank genome assembly.